Molecule: messenger RNA, 1489 nt
Organism: Trifolium pratense (red clover)
Lineage: Eukaryota; Viridiplantae; Streptophyta; Magnoliopsida; Fabales; Fabaceae
Product: 1-aminocyclopropane-1-carboxylate oxidase homolog 1-like
Exons: 3
Coding region: 225-1358 (377 amino acids)
Source: RefSeq, a predicted model, not a curated record
AAAAAUGUGCUAUCUAUCAUUUAAUGACUGGGGUACCUCUAGCUGAAUAUCACACAAAGUUAUAUGGUUCACCCUUGCUGCUGUAUAUGAUUUACUGAGGGGACCAUGCAUUUAGGGACAGUGGCAUAAUCAUAGUACUAGUAGUACAAUAUAAGCAAAACUUCACAACAUAGACAAAUUAAGAUUUUUCAUCCUCAAGUCCACUGCAAACAUAACAAACCAUCAUGGGAUCUACUACAGAUAAUAGGCUACAAGAACUCAAAGCUUUUGAUGAAACAAAAGCUGGUGUUAAGGGCCUUGUUGAUAAAGGUAUUCUCAAAAUUCCAACCUUUUUUCAUCAUCCACUUGAUAAGUUUUUAAAGGCCACAAAUUCAACCAACACACAAUACACUAUUCCUGUUAUAGAUUUUACAAAUAUUGGUAAAGAUCCAAAUACAAGGCAAGAAAUUAUAAGCAAAGUAAGGGACGCUUCUGAGGCAUGGGGUUUCUUUCAAGUGGUUAAUCAUGGUAUUCCUUUGAAUGUUCUUCAAGAUAUGAAAGAAGGUGUCCUUAGAUUCUUUGAACAAGAUACUGAAGUGAAAAAAGAGAUGUAUACUAGAGAUCAAACAAGGCCUUUUAUUUAUAAUAGUAAUUUUGAUUUGUAUAGUUCACCAGCACCUUAUUGGAGGGAUACUUUUAAAUGUCACCUUGCUCCUAAUGCUCCCAAACCAGAAGAUUUGCCAAUAGUAUGCAGGGAUAUUAUUCUAGAAUAUGGAGCACAUGUAAUGAAACUUGGAAUUACACUCUUUGAAUUACUAUCAGAAGCCCUUGGAUUGAAUCCAAACCAUUUAAAAGACAUGGAUUGUUGUAAGGGGAUGACUUUACUUGGCCAUUACUAUCCUGUUUGUCCUGAACCAGAAUUAACUAUGGGAACCACCAAACACUUUGAUAGUAGUUUUCUCACAGUGCUUCUCCAAGAUUAUAUUGGUGGCCUUCAAAUUUUUCACCAGGACAGGUGGAUUGAUAUACCAUCAAUACCUGGGGCUUUUGUUGUUAACUUUGGUGAACUUUUGAAGCUUAUAACAAAUGACAGAUUUCAGAGUGUUGAACAUAGAGUACCGGCAAAUAGCAUUGCUCCAAGAAUAUCUGUUGCAUGUGUUUUAAGGACAGAUCUUAGAGCACAGGAAAAGCUCUAUGGACCUAUAAGAGAAUUAUUAUCAGAAGAUAACCCUCCAAGAUACAGAGAAACCACUUUUGGUGAUUAUAUGGCCUAUUUCAAUGCUAAAGGGCUUGAUUUUCAAGCUUUGAGUUGGAUAAUCUGGAUUGAGCUGGUUUAUAUAUUAAGCAUGAUAAACAAAAUAGAUAAUUUGGAAAAAUAAUAAUAAUUUCCAUGUUCAAUACGAUUGUUAUAGUUUUAUUCUUGGAGUUGAAAUGUGUAUUUUACUUAUGUCUCACAAAUAUAUUGCUAAGUACAUUAUCAUGUGAAAUGAAGCCACGCCAAGUAGAUUUA